AUGUUAAUUCGCUCGCUUCUGUUCCUUGGAUGUUCCCUAGCAGCCGCUCUUCCUCACCUACCACAUCUUCACCGCCAGGAAACAGACGAUCCAAAUUCCAACGAUCCAACUACCCCUCCUGCUUCGAUCACAGCACCAGCUCGAGAGGAGAACCCAUUCCCCAACGGAUGGCCACAGCUACCAUCCGAGUGUACCGACGCUUCGAAUCCACCUGAGGCUUGCAAAAACGCUUUGCACGCAUCAGAUGGUGGUGUCCAUGCUUUCGGUGGCACCCUACAUCACGAUGGUAGUUGCAAACUCAAUUCAGCUGAUACGAGAGAGGGAUUUCUCGAGACUGCUGAAUGGGAUGCACAAAUACUGGCGCACUACACUCGUUUGACUUCAGAUAUACAUAAUAUCGAAGGAGGUCACUUCUAUAUGGGACCUGACUAUGCAGGCCAACAGCAGCGGAUAAAAGAUAAUUUUGCCGAGCCGCGGAUUUUAAAUUGA
Messenger RNA from Pseudogymnoascus verrucosus, 489 nucleotides. RefSeq lists its product as uncharacterized. The transcript has 2 exons. Bases 1 to 489 code for a protein of 162 amino acids. Lineage: Eukaryota; Fungi; Ascomycota; Leotiomycetes; Thelebolales; Thelebolaceae. The record is from RefSeq and is a predicted model, not a curated record.